Messenger RNA from Camellia sinensis, 1500 nucleotides. The record is from RefSeq and is a predicted model, not a curated record. NCBI's taxonomy places the organism in Eukaryota, Viridiplantae, Streptophyta, Magnoliopsida, Ericales, Theaceae.
AUGGUUGGCCAAACAACAUCAAAUCCUUCAGGGCAGCUCUACCAAAGAAAAAGAAGGAGAUUACUCCUUACUGCUGCUGAUGAUGAGGAUCCUUCCACUUCUCCUCAACACAUUCAUCCAAUUCCCAGUCCCAUCAGCAAUGUACCUAGAGAACCCAUUGUACAACCAACCCCACCACCACCUGAAGCAUCUCAACAAACUUCCUUAGAACCUGCUUCACAGUCUUCGCCACAGCAAUCUACACAAUCUGCAUCACAACAUCCUUCCACUUCUCCUCAACACAUUGAUCCAAUUCCUAGUCCCAUCACCAAUGUACCCAGAGAACCCACUGUAGAACCAACUCCACCACCACCUCAAGCAUCUCAACAAACUUCCUUACAACAUCCUUCACAGUCUUCGCCACAACAAUCUACACAAUCUGCAUCACAUAAUCCUUCACAGUUAGAACCUCCUCCUAUUGCUCUUAGGGAUGUCACAGUUGGGGCUGUCCUGGUGGAGGUUGAUUACCCAAGGGGCACUGAGCCUAUUAUUGUCCCUUCUAUCUUUAGCCCUCAACCAUCACCAUCCAACCCCUCUAAUUUCCAAACUUCAAACGAAGAAUCAAAAAGGAUUGAUUUUGACAUUUCAAUCAACAGCCAAUCCUCUUCAACAGAUGACAAUACAAAAUCCCCUCAACCAGAAGUUCACAACAACCAAGGGAUGGACAUAAUACACGACUCAUCUCCACGACCAAUGUCUGCGAAAGAACGUGAAGGUCCUCAUGACUUUCCCCUGUUAGCAGAACCAGAAAAAGAGCCUAAAGGCGCUGAUGCUGCCAUUUCAUUAGUACCCGAAACAACUCCUCCUAUUGCCACAACCACAGCUGAACAAGGCCAGCCGUCUACGCGCACGUUAUUAGGACAGGCCAUCGUUCCAUGUCAGGAUAUUUGGGCCGAACUUUCUAUUCUUCAACAACAUCUAGACGAAAUAUCCCCAUUGCCUCAAAGGCUACAUCUCUUUCAUGCUGAAACUCAACAAACCUUAACUACUUUCAUCAACCUCAUUAACACCCCAGUUGAAGAAAUCAUUCUCCACAAACCUGAUGAAACCUUGGCCUGUCUUUCUGCUGUUCUAAACCUCUCCCCUAAUCCUUUCAACCCCUUGGCCAAGAUCAUCAUGGAAUGGCCAACCCUUUCAGAGAUGGUUCAGACUUGCUCGAAGGAUAUUCAAACCAAAAAAUAUUUCCUAAACGAAGCCCACACCAUAUCUACUUCACUCAAACUCAGCCAGCAAACCUCUGUAGCCAUUCUUCAGCAACACUCAGCACUUGAACUUGAGGAAACCAAACUCAUGGCAGAACUUGCCUCUGUCUGGCAAAGAAAGGCUCAUCUGCAGCAGCAACAUGACCAGCUUAAUCAAGAAGCAAGGAUGAUGCUCUCCCAAAUUAGACAUCGUUCUGUAUCAAUUCAGACAACUAAAGCUGCGUUGGUCCAAGCCCAAGCCAUGCUGGCAGAUGCUUAA